UUUUCAUGUAACACCACCGGAAAGUGAGAGACGCGCAGGAGGAUUUGUUUUGGUGAAGGCGAAACAGAGUUGCCCGGUUGAAUAAGGAAAUUAUUUCAUAUAUUUGAUCAUUUAUUAAUAGCUUUAAAGUCAUACAGUUAUGAAGCCAGCAGUCGAUGAAAUGUUUCCUGAGGGAGCCGGGCCGUAUGUUGACCUGGAUGAGGCAGGGGGCAGCACUGGACUGCUGAUGGACCUGGCGGCCAAUGAGAAGGCAGUACACUCAGACUUUUUCAAUGAUUUUGAGGAUCUGUUUGAUGAUGAUGAUAUUCAGUGAUGAAGAAGACGAAUAGGAUUAAACACUGUAUAAAGAUGUUCGUUGCUCUACAUGUAAUUUGUUUCUUUUGUUAUGAUGUAUUGUCACUUCUUCAGUUUUGUUAGUUUUGUUCAUCAAUAAACUUUUUUGUGAGAUAAGAA
Paramisgurnus dabryanus is the source of this 453-nucleotide messenger RNA. It is a transcript of the gene cops9, whose product is annotated as COP9 signalosome subunit 9. NCBI's taxonomy places the organism in Eukaryota, Metazoa, Chordata, Actinopteri, Cypriniformes, Cobitidae. The record is from RefSeq and is a predicted model, not a curated record.